AUGGAUCCUGACAGUGAAGGCCACAAGGACGGAGGAGCAUCGGCAAAAGGAACUCAGUCGAGGACUUCUCCUAAACCAGCUCCGACCAGGUUCUAUCUGCCUUUGAACAUUGCUUUCUAUCUAUGCUUCGCUUCUCAUCUGCUGGCGGCCCUCUAUGCACCCAUUCAAGACUGCGAUGAGACGUUCAAUUAUUGGGAGCCUCUACACUACCUGACUCAUGGCUACGGCCUCCAAACAUGGGAGUACUCUCCGGAGUUCAGUAUACGAAGCUGGGCGUAUAUUGUCAUUCAUGCUAUCCCGGCGAAGAUAGCAGGCUUCGUCGGACGAGGCAAGACUUUCGAGUUCUAUGCUCUGCGGGUCGUUCUAGCCUUUGUCUGUGCGGCGACUGAAGUCAGAUUGUACUCAGCCAUAUCCCGCGUCCUCAACCCGAGAAUAGGGGUUAUCUUCUUGAUGAUCGUCGCCUUCAGCCCAGGCUUCUUCUAUGCCUCAUCUGCAUUCGUGCCUUCGAGCUUUGCUAUGUACACCUCUGCUCUUGGCCUCACCUCCUUCAUGGACUGGCAUGGUGGGCCAAGAACCGCAUCUGGCAUUAUGUGGUUUGGCAUUGGUGCCUUGCUAGGAUGGCCUUUUGCGGGUGCCCUCAUCAUACCUUUUGUGAUCGAGGAAUGGGUGACCACUUUGGUCAGUCAAGCAGAUGUCUUUGAAACAUUCCGGCGAUAUCUUGAUGGGAUUGUUCGCUGUCUGAUCGCCCUGGCUCUUCAAGUCGGCAUUGAUGCUUUCUUCUUCCACAGCCCUGUCAUCGUGCCAUGGCGUAUUGUGGCGUACAACGUCUUUGGCGGUAAAGACCGUGGGCCAGAUAUCUUUGGGACAGAACCUUGGGACUACUACUUUCGCAACCUUCUCCUUAACUUCAACUUGUGGUUUCUACUUGCACUCGUCGCAGGACCUCUGCACUUGGUGCAAUGUCUUAUAUUCAAGCAACAGAUAACGAACCAACCACUCAUUCGGACACUCACCUUUCUCUCACCUUUUUAUCUGUGGCUCAGCAUCUUCACACUGCAGCCCCACAAAGAAGAGAGAUUCAUGUUCCCAGCAUACCCCUUCCUUGCUCUAAACGCAGCUAUAGCCUUUCAUUCAUUGUUGAUAUGGGUUGGAUCGCCAAACUCAAUCAUCUUUGGGAGAAUUCCAGCCAAAAUCAAGCUUGCUGCGGUGCUGCCGUUCGUGUUCCUGGCCAUCAAUAUCGGCCUUUUACGUAUCAUUGGAACUGUCACAGCAUACCGUGCACCCCUCCAGGUAUAUGAUCCUCUUCAACGAUCCACUGUAACACAAAACGGGAGCACAGUAUGUUUCGGCAAGGAGUGGUACCGCCUCCCAUCUUCACACUUUCUACCCGAUCCUAUCCACGCAAAAUUCAUCAAGAGUGAAUUUGAUGGACUUCUGCCUGGCGAGUAUCACGAGGGCAAGGUUGGCUUUGGCCUAUUCCCUGGAACCUGGCUGAUGCCAUCCGGCAUGAACGAUCGCAACGAAGAAGAUAUGGGCAAAUAUAUCGAUGUUCAACAUUGUACCUACUUGGUCGACUCAUACAUGCCGGGGAUGAAAGUGACGGAACAUGAACCAUUGUAUGCUUUGGAUGGGAAUUGGGAGCGCGUCAUAUGUCUGCCGUUCCUAGAUGCAUCCCGCACUGGCUUAAUAGCUCGAACAAUCUGGCUACCCGAUCUUCCGUUGAUUCCUGAAAGAUAUCGACGGCAUUGGGGAGAACACUGUCUUCUUAGACGAAAAGACGCCUAA
Exophiala oligosperma is the source of this 1785-nucleotide messenger RNA. RefSeq lists its product as uncharacterized. The transcript is spliced from 2 exons. Bases 1 to 1785 code for a protein of 594 amino acids. Gene Ontology annotation, cellular component: endoplasmic reticulum membrane. Gene Ontology annotation, molecular function: alpha-1,2-mannosyltransferase activity. The record is from RefSeq and is a predicted model, not a curated record. Lineage: Eukaryota; Fungi; Ascomycota; Eurotiomycetes; Chaetothyriales; Herpotrichiellaceae. Gene Ontology annotation, biological process: protein N-linked glycosylation.